Sus scrofa (pig) is the source of this 2655-nucleotide messenger RNA. It is a transcript of the gene C3H16orf54, whose product is annotated as chromosome 3 C16orf54 homolog. NCBI's taxonomy places the organism in Eukaryota, Metazoa, Chordata, Mammalia, Artiodactyla, Suidae. The record is from RefSeq and is a predicted model, not a curated record.
CCGCGGGGGUGGCUGGGGGAUCCAGGGCACAGUUGCCCAGCAACAGGUGGUGCCCUCCCUUCCGCCCUCAUCUAAGGCAACUGCCCGGCGUCCUCCGCUCACACAGGCACGGGUGGCUCUGAGGGAGAGCCAGGAGCUCAGGGACCAUUGGAGGUGAGGUGAAACGGGCAGGAGGCCCCUGCAAAUGCGGCCGGGGGGUGGGGGGGCGGCAGUUGCUGGGGCCAGAGAGAGGCCAUCCGAGACAAACAAGGGAGACAGAGUUGGGCAGAGACUGGGCAGAGCCGGAGAGGCAGGGACAGGAGCAGAGGUGGCACCUGAGACCAGGCACCACAGCAAACCUGGGGAGCCUCUGCAGAGAGCAAGACCAACUCCCGAGGGACUUGAGGGCAAAGGAGCGUCCAGGGUGCCACCGAGGUGGAGGAGGUGAAAGUGGCCAGGAGCGGGACACACAUGCUGGGCAGAGCUGGGAAUGGAGGCUCUCAGUUCCUCACUCAGCAACUUCCUCUUCUAAGAAGACCCGAAGGGGCUGAGAUGGUGGGGGUGGGGCCGGCAGGGGGAGGGACGAAGACCUUGGGGCCCUUGGACGUUUGUCUGAGGCACCCUGGAAUCUGGGAGGACCGUGCGGCUUCAGGGACGGGGCUGAGGAUGCCGAGCAGGAGGGCCUGGCUGCAGACCCAGAUGCCUCCGACGCCAGAGCAGCCCUCCGGGCCCAUGGAGGAGCCCCUGGCAUUGGCAGCCUCCUCAUGGCCCCCGCUGCCCUGUGGGCCCUGCGUCCCCAUCAUGCUGGUCCUGGCCGCCCUGGCCGCCGUCUUCCUCCUGACCACAGCCGUGUUGGCCGAACGCCUGUUCCGCCGCUCCCUCCGCCCAGACCCGGGGACCCUCGCGCCCACCCUGGUUUGGCGCCCGGGGGGAGAACUGUGGAUCGAACCCACAGGCACCCCCCGAGAGCGCUCGGAGGACUGGUAUGGCUCCUCAGUCCCCCUGCUGAUGGACCGCGCCCCAGACCCACCCACCUUGGGGGGCACCUUGGAGGCACGAGCUACAGCUCCACCUGCCCCCAACUCCCCUCGCAACUCCUUGGUCCCCCAGACCCCGCCCCAGGCCCCAGCCCGCAGCACCUUCUGGAGGCCCCAGGUCUGGGAAGAGAGGCCCCACGCCCCAGGCCUGGUGAGCUGGGCCGAGCCUGAACAGAGGCCAGAGGCCAGUGGGUACCUGGGGAGCCCCCAGGCCCGGAGGCAGCGGCCAGGAAGCCCUGAUCCCGAGUGGGGCCUCCAGCCUCGGGUCACCCUGGAGGAGAUCUCAGCUUUCUGGAGGCGUGAAGGCCGGACCAGCGUGGGUUUUUGACCCCCAGGGCCUGGAGGACUGGCCCCCAGAGGCCUCUGAGACUUCUGAGAGCCCGAGCCCACACCUGAGGGCAUCCCCACCCCAGGCAAGAAUGCCUCUCCCAGGCUGUUUACUUUGGGGGUUUCAGUUCCUUUGGAUCUGGGCCUGGGCAGCCUGGGUGUGGAUGGAGCCUGUGCUGCAGAGAAGCUUGGAGUGGCCUUUGCUCAGCUGCCAAGGGCUGCGGCACAGAGAACUGGACUUGGGGCCAGCUCUGGGCCUGAAGCUGCCAAAAUCACAUUCCGAAUUAAGAACUCAAGGUACCAGACAGGCAGGAAAUAGCACAUCCACCCUCCUUCAGCAGGCACCUAAGAUGCCCGCGUUGUGAAGGGUACCAUGGAUGCUGAAGAUUCGUCGAGUGUGGCAAUGACGGGUGUCAGCCUUGCUAGCAGGAAAUGACAGAUAUUCAGCUUCCCAGAGCCACGCCGCCCCUCCAGAACAACACCGACAGAGAGCUCAAGACCAGGCAAAAGAGCAUCUUAUUACCGUCAAACCGUGGUUUUCACCCCCACCCUGCAAAAAGAGGUCCCCUCUCUCUCUUUUUUCCCCCUUUUUAGCGCUGCACCUGCGGCCGAUUAGGGGUCCAAUCGGAGCUGUAGCCACCGGCCUACACCAGAGCCACAGCCACACCAGAUCCGAGCCGCAUCUGCGACCUACACCACAGCUCACGGCAACGCCGGAUCCUUAACCCGCUGAGCAAGAGCAGGGAUCGAACCCGCAACCUCAUGGUUUCUAGUCGGAUUCCUUACAGAUGAGCCACAACAGGAACUCCCCAAGAGGCCCUCUCUUGCCUGCAGCUGGGGCCUGGAGUCUGAAAAGCCCAGCAGGUGUCGUGUCCUCUCUUGAGGCCACCAACCCAUGAGCCCUCUGGAUCUUACCCUUCACAGUGAGGGUGGCCCUGGGCCAAGGAGAGCUAGGUUUGGUCCAGUAUGGAGAGGGACACAUUCCCGGGAAAGGGCAGCUCCCCAAACGGGGCCUCUGGCCAUCUUCCACCCCAGCAUGCUGGAGUGGUCCAGAGAAACAGAUGUGCACCAAGACGGGCUUACUUACAACGCCCCACCCCGCAGAAACGGAGCCCUAGUCUCUGUAUCAGCUGACCUCCCCUUUGGGCGAGGAGCCAUGGGUUGGGGGAGGCAAAGGAGUUUCCAUUCCCUGGGGUCUGACUUCCCAAACUUGGGUCCUGAAUGUUAGGCUGUUUGCCCUAUCAGCGUACCACCUGCACAUUUUUUUCUUUAAAUUGGUUUACUGUUUUCUUAAUAAAUUUGUUUGACAAGG